Molecule: messenger RNA, 924 nt
Organism: Beta vulgaris subsp. vulgaris (sugar beet)
Lineage: Eukaryota; Viridiplantae; Streptophyta; Magnoliopsida; Caryophyllales; Amaranthaceae
Product: NDR1/HIN1-like protein 1
Exons: 1
Coding region: 1-924 (307 amino acids)
Biological process (GO): defense response to other organism
Source: RefSeq, a predicted model, not a curated record
AUGGACGACGACGACGAUGACGACAAUCACCACGAUGAUGACUAUGAUAAUCCUCAAAAUCAUUAUCCUGCUAAUACUGUAACAACCCAUCAACCACCGCUACCUAUCACCCCACAACAACCUCUUCAACCUCCAAAACCUUUAUUCUCUCCUAGUUCACGUCCUCCUUCAAAAAAACACCCUACACCUUCCGCCACUCCUCCACCACCUCAACCUCCAAUCGCCCCUCAACAACCCUUACAACCACCACAACCUAUCUUUCUUCCAACCUCUCCUCCUACCAAAUCCCGCCCUCCACCGCCUUACGAUAAUCGCUAUGAUGACGAUAACGACGACGAUAACGAUAGGCGGCGUCAACUCUGUGCCGUGAUAAGCAUCCUACUAUUACUCCUAGGCCUAACCGCUUUAAUCCUAUGGCUCCUCUACCGCCCUUCAAAACCUCACUUCAUUGCCAUCUCUGCCGCCGUGUACUCCCUCAACGCCACCUUACCGCCGCCGUUUGUAUCCGCCUCCGUUCAAAUAACUGUCGUCACUCGCAACCCCAGCAAGCGUACUGCCCUCUACUACGACCGCCUCGUGGCGUCGGUGCACUACCAAAACCACCCCAUCACCCCGCCGGUUUCUCUUCCGCCGUUGAAGCACUUGAAGCGGAGCGCCGUCAUGAUGUCGCCGGCGAUUGGUGGUGCUCCGGUGGUGGCGCCGCCGGAAGUGGUGGAGGGACUGGUGGCGGACGAGGCGUACGGGGUGGUGGGGUUGAGUUGGGUGUUGGUGGGGAGAGUAAAGUAUAGAGCUGGGUGGUUUAGGAGUGGGCAUAGUAGGGUUUAUGUUAGGUGUGAUAUUAUGGUAGGGUUUAAGAGUGGUGGUGGUAAUCCAAGUGGUCAAGUGCCUUUGCUUGGGAAUCCUCCUUGCUUUGUUGAUAUAUGA